GCAGGCUGGGGUGCAAGUCUUCUUUUCUGUGCUUGGAUUAGUUCCUUGCAGUUCACAGCCAAGCAACCAUGAUGGGGUUUUUUAUGAUAAGUCAAACAACAGGACCACCUGGUGGCAAACAGGCCCCUUCCGGAAGCUCAAGUAAAGCCAGGAGAACAUCCUCAUGCUUUAAUUUGGGUUUGGCAACAACUGCCCAAAGACAGACAUGGCAAACUGUCUUGUCCAUCAUUCCUCUUCUUUUUGCCAGCACCGCUGCUUAUAACGAAAGCUAUUUAGCUGCAACUUACCAGACUCCACCUGGCACAAGACCAGGGUCUUCAGAUUCCUUGCCUUUCCAGAACUUUACUGAUGGACAGCAGUUGACUAGGCAAGACUUGGAAAAUGUGUCUGACAGUGGCCGGCCACGCUUUCCUGCUACAGGGAGAGAUCUGUAUACGGCAAACUUAUCGGCCAGCGCGGCUGGCACUGUUGACUGGUCCUUUGUUGCAAAUACCCAGUGGGAUUCAAGUAAUGUCUCUGGAAAUAUAGAGUUAAACUUUAGUGAGCAAGGACCCCUGAGUAUUGACUCGACCGUCAUGAAGAUGGACCAGAACAGUUCUAAUGUUCUGGAGCUUGCAACUUCACUCAUGCCUGAUUCUGCAAGCAUUUCUCUUAAGCUUGCUUCUAAAGGGGUUGAGCAGCUAGAAAUGACCACGGCACCUCUGUCCUUCAUAUCGCAAGGAGUAGAAAACAAAAAAAUGGAGGCUGCUUACACCAUAAGGGUGACUCCUACAUUGUCCCCAGUAUUGCCUCUUCCAGACACGAGUAGCUCCUUGCAGUUGGAUCAAAAUACAACACACCAGUCUGCACCUGCUUUCCGAAAUACAGCUGCUACUGAUCAGCCAACUGCUGCUGACACUGUGGUCUUAACUUCAAGAAACCCACUUGCUCUGGAGCACAUCCCCAGGGUUGCACAGGGCCUACAGGAAACGUCGUUGUCUUCAACUGAAAUGGUCUACAAAACCAGUUUACAUAGGAUAAUGGCUGAGUAUGCCGACACAGCUACUUCUACACAUAGUGACUUCCUCAGAGAGCAGGAUAGGAAGAAAGAAGAGUCCUACCUAAUAUCUGUAGGUUCUGAGACACUGCAUACCAGUCAUCAAGAUUCAAUGACCUCUUCUGUUGGAACAACUCCUCCUGGAACCACUAAUAUAAGGAUGAAAUUUCUCCACCCAAGUAGUGGGCAUGCAUCCCAUAGUUCUCUGGCUUCCACGUUGCACACUCCUGCCAAUACCUUGCCCGGCUCUUCUUCACAGUCUUCUGGUGCAAGUUCACACAAGGCUGACUCUGAGCCGACAAUUGUGUCCAACGGCCAGACACUAGAUACCACUGAAUCAGUGAGUAGAGGGCCUCCUGCAGCUGUCCAUGUAACUUUGUCCCAGUCUUCCCUCUGGCCCUCACUUAGUCAUUCAAAUGAAGCUUUGCCAGCUGUUACUUUACCCGCUUUUACAACUUUGGCAGGCUCCACAGGCUCUAGAAAGUCCAGAGGGUUUCCCACUCUGCAGCAGCCUGAACUCCUAAGCUCUGGCUUUUCUCCACGUAGACCUGUCCCCAUGACUACAGAGUCUCCUUUUGUGUCUUCACUGUCGGCUGCCACUGAUGGAGCCCAUGUCAAUCCGGAGAACUACACUGAGGACCCUCUGAAUUCUGUCUUCCCUUAUUGGGAGGGUAAGGGCACAAUCCCACCCACCUUACAAUCUACAGCUGCUCUGACUAGCUCUUCAAGCCAACCAACCAUGACAGAGUCCAGCACGAACAGGUCCCUGUGGUCCAAACCUAGAAAUCCUACUUUACCCAUUUCUCAUAGUUUGACAGCAGAGUCUUCUGCUGAUAUGGCUCAUGGCAGUGUUAACAAGCUGACUUUGGAGACUACUACACACAUUCCUCAUUCAUCAGCAGAUGGGGAGGCAGCGUUCAGCCUUUCUCUUGCCGCUGUGUCACUCAGCCUUGGCACUCAUGCAGAAACUGGCCUGCCUGUUGGAUCCCAGAGUUCUUGGAUGAAAGAGCAGGUCACAUCUCUGCCGUCAUCUCUUGGUACUACUGAAGAAGACUCUUUUGCCACUCUUGGGGUGAUAAGCACUUCUGCAGGCGAAGAAGCUAGGCUGGAAUUGAAGGAAGAUCCCUCUCCUGUACCACAGGAGCUUAUGGGUUUCAAUGAGGUCUCUACACAUGGCACCAUCUCAAACAGCAUUAGCUCCUCACCCUGGCAAGCUUCAAGUUCUUCUUCACUUGGCACAUCACAUGCUGGGGAUGCUGAAACAGGAUAUAAUGUUGGUCCACUGGAAGGUGUAACCAACACUGCUAGUUACAGGGAGCAGAAGACCAAGCCCCAUAAAAGAACUGCUGCUGCUCAACUGAUGCCUAUGUUCUCCUCGGAGGUCCCACUGGUGGCUUCAGGUGGUACUCCAGCUGAAGACUUGGUCUUUAGCUUAACUUCUGCAGAGUCUCCAGUUCAGCUGACAGAUGAGCACUAUGCUUUGCCCAGGAGGAGGAGUGGAUCGAUGCCAACCCCUUCUCCAAAUUCUGUCUCUCUUGCCACGUCGAGGGUAGUCCUAAAGUCCAAGGAGCCUUCUGAGCCAGAGACUCUAACAGUGUCCUUGGCCACAAAGAUGGCUAAUGAUUCUACUGUACACACAUUUACAGCAAGAAGUGACGCUAUGCGCCGCUCAAACCCAUACCUAGAAACAGCAGAGGCUACCCUGCCAAAUAGAGAUGUUUCUGAUGGAACGGUACAUGCUGAUCUCUCUACAGGAGACGCUACAACUAGGUCUGCAGCAGAAUUUCUCAGUGUGACUUCCCAGGGAUGGAAGCUUGCCAUUCCAACAUCAUCUCAUGCCACAGCUUCACAUGGAAACAUAACAGAUUCAGGAAGAUUUUCAGUCAUUCCCACCCGUGGGUCUAUAUCUACAAGCUUUAUCUCAAUGGGCUCCUCUAGGAGCAGCGUUCCAGAGUCAAUUUCAAAGAUAAAUGUUGAGGCUACCGAGGGCCUAAUGAGCAGGUGGAAAGAGCAUGUGGCACCUACCAACACAAUGCUGCCCAUUGCGUCAAGUGCAGAAACAUGGACAGAUGAUUCGAAAGCCAUUGCUUCUUCUCAAACAGCAGCUAACACUACAGAUACAACCACACUUUUGCCUACAAGGGCCUCUGAGGUUGACUUCAGUGCCUCUAGUGUAGCAACUACACUGGGGACCAUACUAGGAUACAAGAUCACAGAUGCCUUUACUGCAGCUGUCCCACAAGUAGUUAGCACAAUGGCUUUGCACAUUGGCAGCUCAGGGUAUGAAAGUUCCACUGCCUCUCAAGGCCCUGCAUAUCUGUCUCCCCCAGAGAGCACAUCUACCCAGGCUGUCCCUGUGUCAUCUGUUACAACAGAUCUGCUGACUAGCCCAAGAAUUCUACCUGGUGAGUUGACAAGAGCAGCUUGCAGGAAUGCCCCUUGUACAGUGAGCACUAGAAAGCUUUUGGUUACUCUACUGGGGUCAACAGAUGCCAUGAAGAAUGGGGCCAGUGCAGUUCUUGGCACCAAGGAGACCAGCCAUGAGCAUAUAAGAAGCACAACUACACAAAUGGUGUCUGGAAACCAAGACGGCAACACUCCAAAUCAGCCAGUGUCAAAGUUCAAGGCUCCAGCACUGAGCCAGUUCACCAGGAAUGAGAGUUUGACCUGGAGAACAUCUACGCCACCUGUUCUGGCUGUGCAUAAUCUGCCUCUGCGGUUCCGUCUCAUUGGAAUUGAUUAUGAAGAAUCCUUGGAGAACAAGUCUUCUCAAAGCUACAAGAAGCUGGAGAAAGAAGUAAAGUUGACCUUAAACAAGAUGCUAUCUACCUAUGAGACCUUUCUUCAAGCAAACAUUCUCCAUUUCUUGAAUGGCUCUGUGAUCGCUGAGGCUGUGGCUGUGUUCCAGGCUGGAGGCCCUGUUCCCACACCCUCGGACAUCAUCCGUACAAUUGUCACCGAGGUGGAGAGGCGGGAAAUGGACACCUUCUUUGGCUGGAGGGUGGAUGUGAAAUCUCUUCAGUCAAAAGGGUUCAGCUUGAAAAACCUAGAACCAGAGAAGCUGGAUGUAUCAUUCACGGUUCUGGGGCUGGGAUCUUCAACAUCAUUUGAUGGCAUCAUGAACUUGGAACAAAUGGAAAAGCUAAGACGCAAGGUGGUCCUGUUGCUUGGAACUCAGUACACAGUCCAGAAUAUCUCUCUUAAUCAAGUCAGAUAUAGCCAAGGUGGUGUCGAUAUAAAUGGAGAGGUCUAUAUUGAUACCAUUGCUCAUGUGGACGUUGGCUGGGCUCUAAAAGAACUGAUGGGGCUUAGAAACUACUCUGUAGACCUCACGUCUCUCUCCAUCAAUGGGUCACGCCUAAGUCUCCAGGUCUUUCCAGUGUCUUUCUUGGUAACCAACAGGAUAUUCAAUGAGAGAAUGAUGGAUCGUUCUUCUGUAGAGCAUCAGAACCUUGCCAGGGAUAUAUCUGAUGUGCUAACGCAUAUUCUGGGGAAGUACAAAAACCUCCUGCAAGUGGCAAUCCGAGACAUCACCGGUGGAUCCCUGAUAUGUCAUGGAGAUGUGAUAUUCCAGCACCCAGCUCCAACAAGCAAGGAUGUCCUACAGACGCUCACUCUUUCAGUUGGCCCAAAGGAUUAUCUGGACUCUUCAGAUCUCAAAGUGGACCCAUUCUCCUUUACUGUAGCAGGUGAUCGGCUGGAGCCUCCCGUUACACAUCGAGAUGUCUCUGGCUAUGUGGUAGCCAUCCUUGUGCUCUGUGUCCUUGCACUAUUUGUUCUUCCUAUCCUGGCUCUGCUGCGAAAGGUGCUUGGCCGGAGAGACAAGAUUAUAAUCAACAGGGGGCGUGACCAUGAAACAGGCGUGGAGAUAUUUGAACUAGAUAACCCAGGAUUCCACCGAACUCCGGAGGAGGUAUACUCCAGACUGUCAGAACAUAUGGAAAAAUAUCUCUAUAAAACUAUGCGUGGCAUGGAGAAAGUGGAGAUGGAAAGGUUUUCUUCCCUUAUAACACUAGCAUUUUUAGACAUCCAGUGA
Molecule: messenger RNA, 5072 nt
Organism: Zootoca vivipara (common lizard)
Lineage: Eukaryota; Metazoa; Chordata; Lepidosauria; Squamata; Lacertidae
Source: RefSeq, a predicted model, not a curated record